CACCGGCGAGCCACAUCGAGAACACGAUCGAGCACACAAGCACGAAGACUCGUUUAGGAGAAACCACAAACCACCAAGCCGUGCAAGCAUCAUGGAGUACGGUCAGCAGGGGCAGCGCGGCCACGGCGCCACGGGCCAUGUCGACCAGUACGGCAACCCAGUCGGCGGCGUCGAGCACGGCACCGGCGGCAUGAGGCACGGCACGGGAACCACCGGCGGCAUGGGCCAGCUGGGUGAGCACGGCGGCGCUGGCAUGGGUGGCGGGCAGUUCCAGCCUGCGAGGGAGGAGCACAAGACCGGCGGCAUCCUGCAUCGCUCCGGCAGCUCCAGCUCCAGCUCGUCGGAGGACGACGGCAUGGGCGGAAGGAGGAAGAAGGGAAUCAAGGAGAAGAUCAAAGAGAAGCUGCCCGGAGGCCACAAGGACGACCAGCACGCCACGGCGACGACCGGCGGCGCCUAUGGGCAGCAGGGACACACCGGCAGCGCCUACGGGCAGCAGGGACACACCGGCGGCGCCUACGCCACCGGCACCGAGGGCACCGGCGAGAAGAAAGGCAUUAUGGACAAGAUCAAGGAGAAGCUGCCCGGACAGCACUGAGCGGCGCCUAUACGUGGCUGUGCUGUGCUGUGCUGGCGCGUCAAAGCCGUACUCUUCAGCGUUCCAUAGAUAAUAAGAUAAACCCAUGAAUAAGUGUCCCUACCCUUUGAUCAUGUGACAGGGACAGGGACAGGGACAGUUUCCUGUACUUGUGGGGUGAAUUUGUACGUGUGAUACGGUAACUUGGUCCGUGUACUGUUUAUGCUGCUACGUUUUCCUUCCUAAAAGUACGUAUAUAUAUACAGCACUUGCGAGUGGCUUUACUUG
This is a messenger RNA of Zea mays, 865 nucleotides long. Its product is annotated as dehydrin 1. The record is from RefSeq and is marked provisional. Gene Ontology annotation, cellular component: cytosol. Lineage: Eukaryota; Viridiplantae; Streptophyta; Magnoliopsida; Poales; Poaceae. Gene Ontology annotation, biological process: response to water deprivation; response to abscisic acid; cold acclimation.